Messenger RNA from Brienomyrus brachyistius, 4618 nucleotides. RefSeq names its product small conductance calcium-activated potassium channel protein 2-like. Lineage: Eukaryota; Metazoa; Chordata; Actinopteri; Osteoglossiformes; Mormyridae. Gene Ontology annotation, molecular function: calmodulin binding; small conductance calcium-activated potassium channel activity. The coding region runs from base 1 to 2961 and encodes 986 amino acids. Gene Ontology annotation, biological process: potassium ion transmembrane transport. The transcript is spliced from 9 exons. Gene Ontology annotation, cellular component: plasma membrane; neuronal cell body; neuron projection. The record is from RefSeq and is a predicted model, not a curated record.
AUGAGGCUGGUCCUGGUCAGACCUACCAAUGAGACAAGUCGGCUUGAUUCUACCGGGGCCGCUCGCAAUGAAAGGCUGGUGGAUCAUUACAACGCAAAGGUUCCGCUACAGCAGGGCGAAGCUGUAGAGGGGAUGCAGCAUCAGUACUCGGGAGCUGUCUUCCAGCACCAGACACCCAGCCGAGAAAGAAACGCUCACAGCGGUGCAGCUCAUUCACAAAAAGCAUCUCCGAGUGGAGCCGCCGCAGUCCGCAGCCUGCCGCCGCCUCCCCCUCCACUCAGACAGCGAUCCACAACCUUAUAUCAUCAGGAGCUGCCCAGCCCAAGCGUUUUCACCCAGAAAGACAGCGCACUCCAACUGCAACGCGGCGGCUCAUCAUCAGUCAGCAGCCACGGAUGCAGACAGCGAGCUCCAAAGCGAGGCGUCUGUUCUGAUCAGCAGAGCGCCUCUUUGCUGCAGAAUACCGGGGUCGCCGGCUUUCAUCUGCAGUCGGAGCAGCCUGUCUUUCAGCACUGCCACUGCAGUUUUUCCAAGGAAGUGAAUCCUCAUCAGCACCAAUCCCACAUUUACCCGCAGCCCUCCCCUUCGCUGCCGUCGUCGCUGUUGUUUUUGCAGAACAGCAACAAGGGGGACAAUUUGAAAAAGACUGUUAAUUACCAGCAGGAAUACAUCGACUGCCACUGCGGACGAGUAGGAGGGCUGUCAGAGAAUAACCAGUUGUUGCAGCAACAGCGGCAGCCGUAUAACGAUUUCAAGCUAGAAGAGCAGAAUCCACAGAGCCCAUCCUGCAGCUCGGUGACACGGAGCACACAGCAGGCGCUGGCCGUAAACCUAUGUCAGCCUAGCGAUGUAAAUCAGCGAUUGUUUCUGUUUCAGCCUCAGGACCUGCAGCAGCAGCAGCCACCACAAUUGCAGGUGCAGCAUCAGCGACUGGUCGGGAGCAGCUUUCUCAACAACUACUGCGCCAACGGAGCCGGUGAGGCGAGCAGGAGCCAGCAGCCACUACUGCUGCAGCAACAGCAAGAAGGCGCACACUGGCACCACCUCUGUGACCAAGACUACGCGAAGCCCGGCGAGUUAAUUCAGUCCCAACGGCUGCGGAGUAGCCAGCCCUCCGUCAACCCCCCACCCAGUCGUUCGCCAGUCAGGAACAUAUCGGUGGCCGGCAGCAACAAAAGUAGCCUUUUCUCGUCCAGCAGCCGUCUGUGGCCGGAGAACCAGCAUCAGGAAGGGAAGCAGAUCCGAACGGUGGAACAGCAGGUAAAUGCGGAUCCCAAGAAGUUAAGCCAUGCUGGGUCCAAGGCCUCCCUCUCUCAGAGCAGUUACCCGUUCUCUGAGAUAGCCAUGAACAGCUGCAAGUACAAUGGGGGCGUCGUGAGACCCCUGGGCAGCCUGGGGGCGUCGCGGCGAAACCUUGCAGAGCUUGACUCAGAGACACAGCCCCUCCAGACCCUUCACAGCUCCGGCCUGGAGGUGGUGGUCUCCAAGGGUAACGGCGAGGACCCAAGCAAGGUGUCCAACGAGAGCCUGGCUAGAGAGGGGGGCAGUGCUCCACAGAAAAAGAACAAGGACAUCGGCUACAAGCUAGGCCAUCGGAGGGCUCUCUUCGAGAAACGCAAGCGACUGAGCGAUUACGCCUUGAUCUUUGGGAUGUUUGGGAUUGUUGUCAUGGUGACUGAAACAGAGCUUUCCUGGGGAGUUUACACUAAGGAAUCUUCAUACUCAUUUGCACUGAAAUGCCUUAUCAGCCUUUCCACUGUUAUAUUGCUUGGUCUCAUUAUAAUGUACCAUGCCCGGGAAAUCCAGCUAUUCAUGGUGGACAACGGGGCCGAUGACUGGAGGAUAGCCAUGACAUAUGAGAGGAUCUUCUUCAUUGUACUGGAGCUGCUGGUGUGUGCUAUCCAUCCCAUACCAGGCCAGUACGUCUUCACCUGGACCGCCCGCCUGGCGUUCACGUACACGCCCUCGGUGGCCAAUGCCGACGUGGACAUUAUUCUCUCCAUCCCCAUGUUCCUGCGCCUCUACCUAAUUGGCCGCGUCAUGCUACUGCACAGUAAGCUCUUCACGGAUGCCUCGUCCCGCAGCAUCGGGGCCCUAAAUAAGAUCAACUUCAACACCCGCUUCGUCAUGAAGACGCUCAUGACCAUCUGCCCAGGCACUGUGCUGCUGGUCUUCAGCAUCUCCUCCUGGAUCAUUGCUGCAUGGACAGUGCGCGUCUGUGAGAGGUAUCAUGACAAACAGGAAGUGACCAGUAACUUCCUUGGAGCCAUGUGGCUAAUUUCUAUAACCUUCCUGUCAAUCGGAUAUGGAGACAUGGUGCCUCACACAUACUGUGGGAAGGGCGUGUGUCUGCUGACUGGAAUCAUGGGGGCGGGCUGUACUGCCUUGGUGGUCGCUGUGGUGGCCCGAAAGCUGGAGCUGACCAAGGCCGAGAAACACGUCCAUAACUUCAUGAUGGACACACAGCUCUGUAAACGCGUCAAAAACACGGCUGCUAAUGUACUCAGGGAAACAUGGCUAAUCUACAAACACACCAAGCUGGUGAAGAAGAUUGACCAUGCCAAGGUGCGCAAACACCAGCGCAAGUUUCUGCAGGCAAUUCACCAACUGCGCAGCGUGAAAAUGGAGCAGAGGAAACUGAACGACCAGGCUAACACACUGGUGGAUCUGGCAAAGACUCAGAAUGUGAUGUACGACCUGGUGUCGGAGCUGCAGGAGCGCAGUGAGGAGCUGGACAAGCGCAUCGGCAUGCUGGAGGACAAGCUGGACUCCAUCACUGGCAGCCUGCAGGCUCUGCCCGGCCUGCUCUCUCAAGCCAUAACGCAGCAGCAGCGGGAUUUCCUGGACGGCUUCGCGCACCGGUUUCGGCCCGCCUCGCUGGGCUCGGAGCGAUCAUGGACGCCCACACGCCGGCGCCGCUCGCCAUCCACGGCGCCUCACACGUCCUCCGACAGCGGCUAGCCUCAUUGCGCCUCUGCCAUCCCAAACUUACACUACCAAGAUUCCAGUGCAGACUAACGAGAGUAAUGACAAAAAAAAAUAAUGGAAGCAGACAAAAUAAUAAAUUAAAAAUGGUAGAGAUAUGGUUUAUGUUUAGCCAUUGUAUGGCUGUUCAGGUUAGCUUUUUUAUAAAAGCCCUUGUAUAGUUACUGACUGAGUUCAGGGUGCUGGGGUGAAGCUGACUAUCACCGGAGAGUCCUUAAACACGACAGAAUAAAACUGCCCAGGGAGGCGUCUGCUCAGCAAUCGCAGUGUUUCACGUGGGUCUUCUGGCACGGAAGUAAACUGAGGAGAAUUAUGGCCCCCGAGCCAGGAAUGGAGACAAGGCGGACUUUUGUUUGUAUUUGACAGGCGUCAAAGGCGUCUACUAGGAGUGCCUGAGAGUGCUUUCGGAAGCUCUGAUGAAGGCAAUGAGUGGAGAUUGCUGAAGAACACAUGAAAAUUACCAAACCACAGCCCUUAACUGGUUAAGUGGAACAGAGAAUAGGUGGUGGGUGGAUGGAUGGAUGGAUGGAUGGAUGGAUGGAUGUCGACCAGUCCUCAACCUACCUAUUCAUUUAUGAGGAAAUAUCGGAGCCAACUGGUGUCUCUACAUGUCACUGCUAAUUAGAGGAUUCCUACAUUAAUUUGAGGGUAGAUGGGACUCCUGAAUGGUCACUCAAGUAGUAGGAAUUCAUCAAUACCAUAACUUUUCUGGACAGUGGAAAGAGGUGAGGCCCUGAUUAAAAAAAAAAAAAAACAUGCAUACCUUAAAAAACAGGCCGCCUAAUCCGUAAUAUGCAGGCGCACUCGAGAGAUAAGAGGGUGCCAAGUACACACUGCCAGAACCUCAGCACCAAAAUGCUUAAAAGCAGCUCGUUUUGUGCUGCAACUGCUCAAGAGAACAACCCUGCAUUCCUUUCCUCAAAAACAUUCCUUACACGAUAUUUUGAAACAAAGAAAAACAUUGAUACCAAAACAAUUAGUUUCUGAGUCAUUGUUUCCAGAUGCAACAUGCAAUAAACUGCUGUCAUUUGCACAGUUAAAUGUAUAUUUUAAGAGAUCGAAUUGCUUUAAUGAAACCACACAAAUCCUGCAUGAAAUAAAAUGAAUAUCCAGGAACGAAUCUUCUCUCUCAGCUCCCUGACUCAUCAGAGCUUCCAAAGGUCUUCAGGCAUUCCGGGGACGGGUCCAUCGCUCCACGGGCAUCCUCCGCUUUAGACGGGGGCCGCAAAGGCAGAACUGAGAACCCCCCACCCCCUUGCAUGUUUCAGUGCAAAUGGUGAAGGAGCCAGCCUAUCGGGUGGCAUUAUCUUAUGUUUUUUUUUCCCCUUUUUAUAAGAUUUUUUUUUUUUUUUUGAAUGAUUUGCCUAAAAACAUUUUUAUAGAUAGUAGGUCAAAUCUAUAAUGUUAUAAUGGAGUGGCAGAAAAGAGAUUAAAACAUGCAUUCCUAUGUCCGUGGCUCACCGUGACGGGAAAAUAUAGAUAAAUACACCAAAACAACAAUGUGAGAGAAAAAAACAACACAGGAUAAACAUUUACAGUAGAUGUCAUGAAAAGUAAAAUUCCUAAUUUGGUGCCCAUCUUGACAUUUAAGGUUAAAAUGUCAGUGUUGAUGAAUGUGAUUUUUUUUUUUUUU